UCUGAAAAGUAAAAUUUCAUGUGUAUAAAAGCUAAAGUCUUAAAAAUCAAUACCAUUUGUAAAUUUGUUGUUCAAAGCUGCUGGACAUGUUUGGAGGAAAAACAGAGAAAUAUAUCCAAGGAGUACUUGCAAUGACCUUGUUGUUCCACAUCAGUUCCGUGACUGGAAAUUGCACAAACACGACCCUGAAGCUGUUUGAUGACCAAAUACAGGCUAUACAGAAGUCUGUGAGAACUAUUGUGGAGGACGGUUUCUGCAACAAGAAGAAUGCUCCCGUGGGUUUUCAUGCAUAUAUGGGGUCAACAAAAACAUACGAAAAGGGUGUUGUGUGGGUGUAUGAUUCAGUGGUCACCAAUACCCAUAAUGCCUACAGCGCCACCACAGGAAAGUUCACCACACCGGAGCAGGGGUUGUACAUUUUCUCUAUUGACACAUUAAGCGACCCGGGAAAAGCGUCACACGCCGGUCUCUAUGUAGAUGGCAAGAUCAGAAGUUGGCAAGUUUGUAACAACGGUGGCGGGAAAUCUCAGUGGUUGACCUGUAGCAAUUCCGCAAUCCUUCUGCUUCAGAGAGGUGAAACCGUGUAUGUCGCGGAUUAUUAUUCAACAGCCAGCAUUAGAGAAUUACAUUCAGAUUUUAGUGGAGCUAAACUUAAUUAGUUUAUUAAGAUAUUUAUUAAUUGCACUGAUCUGAGGAAACAAUAAAAUAGUUCUUGAAGGAUA
Molecule: messenger RNA, 722 nt
Organism: Magallana angulata
Lineage: Eukaryota; Metazoa; Mollusca; Bivalvia; Ostreida; Ostreidae
Product: complement C1q-like protein 4
Exons: 3
Coding region: 87-659 (190 amino acids)
Molecular function (GO): protein binding
Source: RefSeq, a predicted model, not a curated record